CAAACAUUCUGCAGGAUACAGUACACGGGGGACAGUAACAAUGUGGCACAUAACAGGACACUCCAUGCAGCAGACAAUAGAGAUGGAGGCUCUAGGACCCAACGGUGUGCUUGCACAACCAGGCCUGUUCGCGUCAUCCGUCCCCGCCCUGUCGUACUGCUUGAGGAUGUGAUUGGUCGGGAGAGGAUGGCUCCGCCCCCGGUGAUGCUCUGUCACCUCUGAUGGGAAAUGCUCGGCAGUUGGAGCCCGGCCUGUACCGGGAACACACCGGGCUGUCGGCGGCUCUGUGGACCGCGGAGGGCGGCUCAGCGUGGUGUACACGCCCGGCCCGAUCACAACAACGUCUCCAGGAGCAGCCGGAGAUAACGGGUUAAUGCCGGGGGGAUACGGGAAGAGGACCGGAGGGGAGCGCGGCACCGGAGCCAGGGAGGAGGCAGUUCCGGUGGGGCGGUAGCCGCAGGGCAGGAUGCCGCCCGGAGUUUACUGCCCAGUGGACUUCUGGGCCAAAGAGGAAAAGCAGAACAUUCUGGUGGAUUUCCUGCUACCGUCUGGUAUUUACCUCAACUUUCCUGUGCCAUGCAAUGCCAGCCUUGGGAAUAUCAAGAAGUUACUAUGGCAACGGGCGCAGCAGGAACCACUUUUUCACACCCUCGGAUCCCCCUCGUCCUAUGUCUUUACCUGCAUCAAUCAAACCGCCGAACAGCAGGAGCUGGAAGAUGAGCAGCGGCGCCUGUGUGAUAUCCAGCCCUUCCUGCCGGUCCUGAGGCUCGUGGCCAGGGAGGGAGACCGGGCCGAGAAGCUACUAAAUUCCCAAAUAAGCCUGUUGAUUGGCAAAGGUCUUCAUGAAUUUGACACUCUAAACGACCCAGAAGUCAAUGAUUUCCGCACCAAAAUGCGCCAGCUCUGCGAGGAGAUCGCCCUGCGGCGGCAGCACAUGAACUGGGACUGCUGGAUGGAGUCAAACUUUCCCCUGCAGCUGGAGCAUUCCUCCAAAGUGUUCGCCAAGACGUCUCAGAGCAACAAGACCCUCAUGAUCAACGUCAAGUUUGAAAGUAGCGAGGAGAGCUUCACACUACAGGUGUCUCCUCGCGACUUUCCACACUCCAUCAUCCGCAUGGCUCUGAGGAAGAAGUCCAAUGUGUCCGGCCAGCAGUGCCCGGGGCGUCCUGAAGACUACAUGCUACAGGUUAACGGAGUCCUGGACUACAUCUAUGGAAAGUACCCGCUGUGCCAGUUCAAACACCUCAACCACUGUCUCCAGUCCAACUGCACGGCUCACCUCACCCUCGUCUCCAUCUCCUCCACCUUACCUGACCAGCAGGGAGACACCAUCAUCAGCUCCAAAGUACGACACAAACCGCCGCCGCUACCGACCAAGAAGCCACAUCAGUGUUCACUAUGGAAACUGGAGAGACCAUUUACACUUAAGCUCCUGUCUGGCUACAACGUCAAUGCAGACGACGGAUUGAAGCUGCUGGUCCAGUGCGGCCUCUAUCACGGCAAUGAGCUCUUAUGUAAGACGGCCGCCAGCAAUGAAGUAAACGCUUCCUCCGAUCCACAAUGGUUUCAGUCUCUAGAGUUCGACAUUAAUGUUUGUGACCUCCCUCGCAUGACCCGGCUCAGCCUCGCUCUUUACGCCGUCGACAAGUCCAAAAAAGCCAAGUCCUCCAAAAAGAAAUCAAAGAAGACUGACUACCCCAUAGCUUGGGUGAACACCAUGUUGUUUGACUACAAGGACAUGCUGAAAUGUGGAGAAUACUCGCUCUGUAUGUGGUCCUCAUUUCCAGAUGAAAAAGGAGAUCUGCUCAACCCAAUGGGGACCGUACAAUGUAACCCGAAUACAGAAAGCGCCGCCACCCUGAGGAUCUGCUUUGUCAGCAUGUCCGAUCACCCCGUGUACUACCCCUCUAUAGAGAAGAUACAUGAGCUGGGCAGACUGGGAGAUGUGUGUAACGCUACCCCUGAUGAGCGAAUGCAGCUCCUGGAGAUUGUAGAGCGCAAAGGCCAGGCCGAGCUGUACGAGCACGAGAAGGAACUGGUGUGGAAACUGCGUCACGAAAUCAAAGAGCGGUACCCGGAGGCCCUGCCGAAACUACUGCUCACCACCAAGUGGAGCAAGCACGAGGAUGUGGCACAGAUGGUGUAUCUGCUGCAGACUUGGCCCGAGCUGCCCGUCCUUACAGCCCUGGAACUAUUAGAUUUCAACUUCCCUGAUCGACAUGUGGGAUCAUUCACUAUGAGCUGCCUGAAAAAGCUAACGAACGAGGAGCUUUGUCAGUAUCUCCUUCAGCUGGUGCAGGUUCUUAAAUAUGAAUCUUACCUGGACUGUGAGCUGACCACGUUCCUCCUGGAGAGGGCGCUCAUCCACCGCAAGAUCGGACACUUCUUAUUCUGGCACCUUAGAUCGGAAAUGCACGUCCCAGCAGUGGCCUUAAGGUUCGGCCUUAUCCUGGAAGCAUACUGCAGGGGGAGCACCUAUCAUAUGAAGGUCCUUAUGAAACAGGGAGAAGCUCUGUCCAAGCUUAAAGGUCUCAAUGACUUUGUGAGAUCCAGCGUCCAGAAGACCAGCAAGGCCCAGGCCAAAGAAGCCAUGCACAUGUGUAUAAGGCAGGACACCUACCUGGAGCCGCUGUCACACAUCUACUCCCCGCUGGACCCCAACCUCAUCCUCACAGACGUGUGUGUGGAGCUUUGCACUUUCAUGGAGUCCAAGAUGAAGCCCCUGUGGAUUGUUUACAACAACGAGAUGCUGGGCGGGAGCCGGGUCGGCAUCAUCUUUAAGAAUGGAGACGAUUUGCGACAGGACAUGUUGACCUUGCAGAUGAUCAAACUUAUGGAUGUAUUGUGGAAGAAGGAAGGGCUGGACCUCAGGGUCACCCCUUAUGGCUGCCUAUCGACAGGAGACAAGACGGGUCUUAUUGAAGUCGUCAUGCACUCGGACACCAUUGCCAACAUCCAGCGUAACAAAAGUAACAUGGCAGCAACUGCGGCGUUCAAUAAGGACGCCCUGCUGAACUGGUUAAAGAGCAAGAACCCAGGGGAAGCCCUGGAGCGAGCGAUUGAGGAGUUCACCCUGUCCUGUGCUGGCUACUGUGUAGCAACGUAUGUUCUGGGCAUUGGGGAUCGACACAGCGACAAUAUCAUGAUACGUGAAACUGGGCAGCUGUUCCACAUUGAUUUCGGUCACUUCCUGGGUAACUUUAAAACCAAAUUUGGCUUCAACCGAGAACGUGUUCCCUUUAUCCUGACGUAUGAUUUUGUGCACGUUAUCCAGCAGGGGAAAACCAACAACAGCGAGAAGUUUGAGAGGUUCCGGGAUUACUGUGAAAAAGCUUACACCAUCCUCCGAUGCCAUGGUGCCCUCUUCCUUAACUUGUUUGCACUGAUGAAAGCGGCCGGAUUGCCUGAACUUACCUGCUCGAAAGAUAUCCAGUAUCUCAAGGACUCCUUAGCACUUGGGAAGAGCGAUGAAGAUGCAUUGAAGCAGUUCCGGGUGAAGUUCAAUGAGGCCCUGCGGGAAAGCUGGAAGACCAAAGUGAAUUGGUUCGCGCACACUGUAUCCAAAGACAAUAGACAGUGAUGGAAAAGGACAAAAUUUAUUUGGGUUUUGAUACAAUAUUUGGAUCUUAAGGCACAAGAGCGCUCUCUCCAUAGACUCCAUGUUCCUCUUCACAUCUACGAGCUUUGGGAUUUUUCACAGUAACAUCUGUUCUGUUGCUUAUUGGGCACCGCCCGGUUCCUGGCAUCACCGUGGGCUCAGCCUUGCCAAUUUGGAAUACUCCAGGGAUUUGUCCGCAGCCAUCAGCACUUAGCUCCCUUUAGCAUGAGGCUGCUGGAUUCGUCUCGCGUUGGUCGCUGACUUACAAUGACUCCUCUGUAUGACGGGCUGUGGUGGCCUCAUCUCCCGACGCUGUGUGAAUUGGUUCCUACCGAGACUCCAUGAUGCUGGACUCUCCUCAUUCCAGGCUUGUUGCACUGGGUUUUGUUCUACAGCAGUGCUCUGUAGCCUGCAGCUGUUGUCCAACUAAAACGCCCAGCAUGCCCUGGGAGCGGUAGCUUCGCAAGUGCUACUGGUUCCAGAGUACUGGGUCUGCAGGGACUUCUGACCCAUAAAUGGCAGAUCUUGCACUGAUGUCAUGUCGUCACAGACUACCUGUAGUUCUCGGCAAGCUUUUUAAAUGGUCCGGACCAGAAGAAGCUCUUUAUUUGUUGCAAUAAACACCUCCCCUUGUAAUUAUGUUAAUAAAGGUGUACAUUGUACGUGUUUGAACAGAGA
Messenger RNA from Hyla sarda, 4276 nucleotides. RefSeq names its product phosphatidylinositol-4,5-bisphosphate 3-kinase catalytic subunit delta (gene PIK3CD). Gene Ontology annotation, molecular function: 1-phosphatidylinositol-3-kinase activity; 1-phosphatidylinositol-4-phosphate 3-kinase activity. Gene Ontology annotation, cellular component: plasma membrane; phosphatidylinositol 3-kinase complex; cytoplasm. Gene Ontology annotation, biological process: cell migration; phosphatidylinositol-3-phosphate biosynthetic process; phosphatidylinositol-mediated signaling. Lineage: Eukaryota; Metazoa; Chordata; Amphibia; Anura; Hylidae. The coding region runs from base 467 to 3580 and encodes 1037 amino acids. The record is from RefSeq and is a predicted model, not a curated record. The transcript is spliced from 23 exons.